Aureococcus anophagefferens is the source of this 1038-nucleotide messenger RNA. RefSeq lists its product as hypothetical. The transcript has a single exon. Gene Ontology annotation, molecular function: protein binding. Lineage: Eukaryota; Pelagophyceae; Pelagomonadales; Pelagomonadaceae. The record is from RefSeq and is a predicted model, not a curated record. The coding region runs from base 1 to 1038 and encodes 345 amino acids.
AUGGACGUCGACGCGCCGACGCAGGCGACGCCCGCAGCGCACCUCGACGCGACGGCCGCGGCGUGGGUGCCCGGCGGCACGAUCGAGGAGGGCGGCUCGCGGCGCCCGGACGGGUCGCUGCGCAAGAAGGUGCGCGUGCGCCAGGGCUGGGCGGCGCAGCGCGAGCCGCGGCGCUUCGCGCCGCGCGGGUCCGGCGCCUCGGGCGGCGUCCGGUCGGCGGCGGCGCUCGCGCGCGGCGCCGAGGCCGCGCGCGCGGCGCGCGACGCGGCGCUGCCGCCCGUCGACUGCGUCGGCUUCUCCCUCGCGGCGCCGCCGCCGGGCUGCGCGGGCCUCGCGGGGCCCGCCGCGGUCCACCUCGACGUGUCGGAAUCCGCCGCCGACGGCGCGAGUCUGCUCGUGGAGUGGUUCAGCGAAAGACCCGAGCGAGUCGGAGAGCUCGCGUUCCGCGGGCGGACGCGCCAGGAGCGGCACGACCUCUACGCGCUCGUCGACCGCCACGACGGCCUGGCCGCGGCGUCCGGCGGCUUCGGCGAGGACCGGGCCAUCCGCGUCUUCUACGCGGAGGCGGCGCGGCCGGAGAGCGCCGAGGACCGCGCGGCUGGCGAAGAAGUCGACGCGCUCUGGCGCCUCGUCCUCACGGAGCGCGACACGGGCGGCGCGCCCGAGGCCGCGGACCUGUCGCGAGGCGAGCUCCGGGAGCUCUGCGCGCUCGCGAAACCGCCGCCCUGGCUCGCGGCGCUCCGCGAAAAGCAACUGGCGACGGUCGCGGCCGCGGCGACGCUCCGCGCGGCCUGCGAGGCGGGCGACGCGGCGGCGGUCCUCGACGUGCUGGGGACGCACCGGUCGGCGCUCUUCGCCGACCACGCGACGCCGCCGCUCCACUUGGCCGUCGCGGCGGGCUCCGCGGACGCCGUCGCCGCGCUUUUGGCCGCGGGCGCGCCGACGAACGUGCGGGACCGCGCGACGGGCGAGUCGCCGCUGGAGUUGGCGCGGCGGAUGGGGGACGAGGACGUGGUGGCGGUGCUGCGGAGGUUGUAA